CAAUCCUUCAGAGGACCGAUCAGAGAUUGAAGAUUGCCCUCUGUAUGAAAAUUAGUGUUUACACAUGCCAAUAACCUAUAUGUCCAUUUUGACAGUUGCUCAGAUUGGCCAAAUCAAUUCCGGAUAGCUAUCGGAGAAAUUUGUAGGUUUAUGGCUUUUGGAUCGGUAUUACGAUCAUCCAACUUUAUAUUCAUUAGUAAAAUGUGUUCAUUUUCGUCGUCCUCCAGUUCUCGUGAUAGUGAUUUGGAAGUUUUAAUGCAAUUACCCGAUUGGCAUAGUGAAGUUGUUGGUGAUAUAUCUGCAAUUGAUAAGCUAGCUUACGAGUAUGUUUUUAUACACCAACAGAGUACAGAAAAAUUACAUGAAAUUGUUGGAUUUCUUAGAAUUGUUGCCAUUGAUUGCACUCAUUUACGAAUUCAAUUAUCAUCCGGGCAGUGCCGCUGCUGUUGGUCAGCCUGCGGUAUCUGCCGUGGUGGAGGUGGGUGUGUGGGGUGUGCGCGUGCGUGGCGCUGGGCUGCGCAUGAGUCACGCGCUGCGUCGCAUCUCCUUCGCCACAUGUGACGCGCCGCGAGCGCUCUUCGCCUUUGUCGCACGUGAACCCCGGGAUCGCGCUCACGCGCACUACUGCCACGCCUUCGAAACCGAGCAUCCGCACCAGGCGGAGGAGCUGAACACGCUAGUGGGAGAUGCGUUCCGCAUGGCGUUCGCCUCGCAGCUACAACCCUCUGCUCCACUUUGGAGCAAGGAGGUAAGCGGCGGUCCGCGCGCUCCCGACUCGCUGCCGGGCCUCGCGCACCACUACCCGCGCUGCCACAGCAGAUCUCCCGCACGAUGCGGCGCGACGGGCGGCGAGAACGCGGAGGGGUCGGCGAGCGAGGGCAGCGAGGGCAGCGAGGCGAGCGAGGGCAGCCCCAGCUCCUCCGAAGACUGGGUCUCCCCCGGCGACCCGAGUCGCUAUCGUCGCCUGGCCGAGCGACCGCCCCUGAUGAAGCGACUGGCCCUCGGGCUCAGCGGGGCGCUGCUGCAGCCGUCCGACGACGACGCCACUCCUCUCGUCACCGACACUCCCACCACGCCCACUAACGCGCCGCUGUGCCUGAACGGGGGCUACAUCAACGAGGCCACCGAGGCGGCCCGUCGAGCCGCGUCCGGGAGGUGCCCGGAGUUUCGCAGAGGGGACGCUCUCUCCGACGGUCGCGGCGGAGGCAGCGCGGCCGCGUCUUCGUCCUCCGGAGAGUCGUCGGGCGGAGCGUCGCGCGAGUCCCGGGAGUCGCGGGGCUCCGGGAACAACAACUUCCGGCCCGUAGAACCGGAACUGAAGAAUGCGCCGUGGUUCCAGCAGGGAAUACCGAGAGAGAUCGCGCUCGAGGUGCUGAGUGCGCAGGCGCCCGGGGCGUUCCUGGUACGCGCCAGCACGACGCAGGCCGAGUGCCUGGCGCUCUCGCUGCGGGUGCCGCGGGACUUCGCCGCGCACGGCAUCGCGCACUAUCUGAUCCUGCGCACCCCCAAGGGCUACAAGAUAAAGGGUUUCACGAAGGAGUUCGGCUCGCUGGCGGCGCUCGUCACCCACCACAGCGUGAUGCCCGAGCUGCUGCCGGUGCCGCUGCGGCUGCCGCGCGCUCCGCCCCGGCCCCGCGCCGACCUCGAGCCUCUCGAGCGCCUCGCGCCUCCGCCCUCCCCGCACCCCGCGCCGCCCGCCCCGCCCGUCAGAUGCGCCGACUUCCUGUAGGGGCAGGCGGACCCGCGGGCGCGUAAUAGUAUCUAAAGUGACAAUCGUCGAGAAGGGGGCGGUCGGUGGUCGAGCGGAAGUAGCUAAUUAUUAUUAUUAUUAAAUUAGAUCGUAAGGCCCGAAUACUCUAGUUCGUUAACGUCGAUCCAAUAAGUGUAACUAGAUUCUUAACUCUGUUCGAAUCUUCUCCCGAGAGGAGAACCGAGACCCGAGAGCUCUUUUACGAAACGUGAUCGCCAAGUGCAUUAAUCGUUGCCUGAUGUUUAUUAUAUAUAUAUAUAUAUGUUAGUUCUAAAUGUAAUGAAAUUUUGGCAAAUUCUAUAAAUAUCAAAAUGAUGAUAGGUUUUGUAUUGAUAAUGUGAUAAUGGAAUAUUGAAAGUGUAUAUUGUGUAACAUGUGUGUUUGUGAGUUAGGUGUUUGUGUCAUCGCUUUGACAUUUAGCUUUCUCACGGAGCGGUUCAUUUGAUGAACGUCGAACGAACGUUUAGUUAGGGAGGUCUAGUCUUAAUUUUGUAACUAUUUCAUAUAAUAUUGUUUUCUUGAUUCGUUUCGACUAAAUUCUGGUCCUCUUUGGUGCUUUUAAAGUCCAAUUAACGAGCUCUAGGAGGAGUAGCUUCUCCUCUAUUUGGCCAAUUCGAUUUCUGGCCUCAAAAGGUCAUCACGAUCAAUGGAGUGGUGCGACUGUAUCCUCCGACGAAAUACAAUGAUCCGUUCCCUGGAUCAGCCGAAUUUGCGUAUUGUUCGCGCUAUUUUCCGUACUCUGUAUUCCGAAAACAACAUUGUAUAAGCUGUACGUAGUUGACGGUCGUUAAUUUAUUCAUACGUAAAUAAAAUUAGUACCAAAUACGUUUA
Messenger RNA from Pieris brassicae (large cabbage white), 2581 nucleotides. Its product is annotated as tensin-like. The record is from RefSeq and is a predicted model, not a curated record. Lineage: Eukaryota; Metazoa; Arthropoda; Insecta; Lepidoptera; Pieridae. The transcript is spliced from 8 exons. Bases 326 to 1729 code for a protein of 467 amino acids.